AUGGCUGAUACAUCAAUGACUGAUAACCAUUCGACUGAUCAGAAUAAUAAUAACGACGACAAGACAAACGUUACUGAUAAUAGUGACGAAAAAAUUGAUGGAAUUGAAAAUGAAUUAGAAGAAUCAAUGCAAAAUUCUUAUGACAAAUUUGCAGAUACACCAAAUAAUGUUUCAAAUGGUGUUAAACGACAUAAAAAUCGAUUUUGUUCAUCAUCAAUGAAUCAACUUGGCGGUGAAUUUAUUAAUGGUCGACCAUUACCAACUGAUACACGUGAACGAAUAGUUGCAUUAGCUGAAAAUGGUGUACGUCCAUGUGAAAUAAGUCGUCAACUUCAAGUGUCACAUGGUUGUGUUAGCAAAAUAUUAAAAAGAUAUCGUUUAUUUGGUACAACACAUCCAGGUUUAAUUGGUGGUUCGAAACCAAAAGUUGCAACACCCGAUGUUGUACGACGUAUACGAGAAUAUAAAGGAAAUAAUCCUCAAAUAUUUGCUUGGCAAAUUCGUGAAAGUCUUCAAAAAGAAGGUAUUUGUCCAGCAGAUAAACUACCAAGUGUAUCAUCAAUCAAUCGAAUUGUGCGUAGUAAUCGACGAAUUGUUUUUAAUAAUGAUGGUAGUAUAACUGAACUUGAUUCAGAUUUUGAUUCACGUGACGGUAGUGAUAAUGAGAAUGAAGAUUCAGUAAAAUAUGAUGCCAAUCAUGUUUCAUCAUCACCAUCAUCAUCUGUUAGUUCAUCAUCACCUCGUUCAACUAAUAUUCGUCAUCGUGGCGAUUGCCGUUGUGAUGUUUGUAUAAAAAAAUAUAAAUUUGCUCCAUCAUUACAUAAUUUAAGCAAAACUUCGUUGGUUAAAUCAACAAUAACCGAUAAUACCGAUAUUCACACCAAUGAGAAUGAUUCGAACAGUAUGUCUAAUGAUGAUCCAACUAAACAAAUAAUAACAACAACAAUACCACCACCAGCAACACAUUGCAGUUUAAAUAUUCCAUUAAUAAAUGAUGAUAUUAAACCAUUAGAUCUUUCAAUUUCAUCGAAACAACAAUAUGAACAACCGUUAAAUUUAUGUUCAAAACGUAAACGGCAUCAAUCUGUUAGUUUAUCAGCAUCUAAACGAAACAAUAAUACAUCAGUAUCAGUGACAAAUCCAGCUACUGCUGCAACUACAACUACUACUGCUACUGCUGCUGCUGCCGCCGCUGCAGCUGCAGCUGCAUCAUCCAUGUUUAUCCCGUUUUAUGCUAUUUCACCAUUUUUUGAUGCUACUACAGGCAAUCAACAAGAACUUUUUCAACAAUUUCAAGCAUUUUAUUUACAAUUACAACAACAGCAACAAAAAUUAACGAAUGAAACAACUACCAAUAAUAAUUAA
Adineta steineri is the source of this 1365-nucleotide messenger RNA. The record is from the annotation of a GenBank genome assembly. Lineage: Eukaryota; Metazoa; Rotifera; Eurotatoria; Adinetida; Adinetidae.